ACAAGCUCACACCCGCUCCCUCACUCGCACACACAGACACACGCGCGCACACACGCUCCUCACACACACUCCACUCUCUCCCGCGCGCUCACACCCCUCUCACCCUGCGCCCUCGCGGGUGCAGCGCUGCGCGGCAGGCGGACGCCCCUCCCGGUCUCACUUUGCAACGCUGACAGCGCCGGCGGUGGCAGUGGAGGUGGGAACAGAAGCGGCAUCCUACCCCCUGGUCGCGGCCCGAGCCAGGACGCCCGCGGAACCCCUCGGCGGCGCUCUCCCAUGAAUCGGGAUCGCAGCAUCCCCUGCCAGCAGCUCACUGCCUCUGGGAGCCGCUGGACUUCUACACCGCAGCCCUUCCGGGACAGCAACUGUGACUCCCACCCCCCCCGCCGCCCCCAGUGCAGAUUUCGGGGCAGCUUUCUAGAAACUCGCUCUAAAGACGGAACCGCCACAGCACUCAAAGCCCACUGCGGAAGAGCGCAGCCCGGCAAGCCCCAGCCCUGAGACUGGACCCUCAGCGGAGCCCGGCAGCACCUCCGCCGCUUCGCCCCGCCGGACGUCCCCGCCUCCUCCACUCUCAGCCUCCGCUGGAGAGACCCCCAGCCCCACCAUUCAGCGCGCAAGAUAUCCUCCAGAUAUGCCCUGUGUGCAAGCCCAGUAUAGCCCUUCACCGCCAGGUUCCAGUUAUGCAGCACAGACAUAUGGCUUGGAAUACACCACGGAGAUCAUGAAUCCUGAUUACUCCAAGCUGACCAUGGACCUCGGCAGCACCGAGAUCACGGCCACGGCUACCACGUCCCUGCCCAGCUUCAGUACCUUCAUGGAGGGCUACUCGAGCAACUACGAACUCAAGCCCUCCUGCCUGUACCAGAUGCAGCCGUCGGGGCCCCGGCCUUUGAUCAAGAUGGAGGAGGGCCGCGCGCACGGCUACCACCAUCACCACCAUGACCACCACCACCACCACCACCACCAGCAGCAGCCAUCCAUUCCACCCCCCUCCGGCCCAGAGGACGAGGUGCUGCCCAGCACCUCCAUGUACUUUAAGCAGUCCCCGCCGUCCACCCCCACCACGCCGGGCUUCCCCCAGCAGGCAGGGGCGAUGUGGGAGGACACGCUGUCCUCGGCACAGGGCUGCAUCGCACCCGGCCCGUUGCUCGACCAGCCGAUGAAGGCGGUGCCCACGGUGGCAGGCGCGCGCUUCCCGCUCUUCCCCUUCAAGCCCUCGCCGCCGCACCCGCCCGCGCCCAGCCCCGCAGGCGGCCACCACCUCGGAUACGACCCGACGGCCGCCGCCGCGCUGAGCCUGCCGCUGGGAGCCGCCGCCGCCGCCGCCGCGGGCAGCCAGGCAGCUGCGCUCGAGGGCCACCCGUAUGGGCUGCCGCUGGCCAAGAGGGCGGCCGCGCUGGCCUUCCCGCCGCUCGGCCUCACGGCCUCCCCCACCGCAUCCAACCUGCUGGGCGAGAGCCCCAGCCUGCCGUCGCCGCCCAACAGGAGCUCGGCGUCGGGCGAGGGCACGUGCGCUGUGUGCGGGGACAACGCCGCCUGCCAGCACUACGGUGUGCGCACCUGCGAGGGCUGCAAGGGCUUCUUCAAGAGAACAGUGCAGAAAAAUGCAAAGUAUGUUUGCCUGGCAAAUAAAAACUGCCCUGUAGACAAGAGACGUCGAAACCGAUGUCAGUACUGUCGAUUUCAGAAGUGUCUCAGUGUCGGAAUGGUUAAAGAAGUCGUCCGUACAGAUAGUCUGAAAGGGAGGAGAGGUCGGCUGCCUUCCAAACCAAAGAGCCCAUUACAGCAGGAAGCCUCUCAGCCCUCUCCACCUUCUCCUCCAAUCUGUAUGAUGAAUGCCCUCGUCCGAGCUUUAACAGACUCAACGCCCAGAGAUCUCGAUUAUUCCAGAUACUGUCCCACUGACCAGGCCGCUGCAGGCACAGAUGCCGAGCACGUACAACAGUUCUACAACCUUCUAACAGCCUCCAUUGACGUAUCUAGAAGCUGGGCAGAAAAGAUUCCCGGAUUUACUGAUCUCCCCAAAGAAGAUCAGACAUUACUUAUAGAAUCAGCCUUUUUGGAGCUGUUUGUUCUCAGACUUUCCAUCAGGUCAAACACUGCUGAAGAUAAGUUUGUGUUCUGCAAUGGACUUGUCCUGCAUCGACUUCAGUGCCUUCGUGGAUUUGGGGAGUGGCUCGACUCCAUUAAAGACUUUUCUUUAAGUUUGCAGAGCCUGAACCUUGAUAUCCAAGCCUUAGCCUGCCUGUCAGCACUGAGCAUGAUCACAGAACGACAUGGGUUAAAAGAACCAAAGAGAGUGGAGGAGCUAUGCAACAAGAUCACAAGCAGCUUAAAAGAGCAUCAGAGUAAGGGACAAGCUUUGGAGCCCACUGAGCCCAAGGUCCUACGUGCCCUGGUAGAACUGCGGAAGAUCUGCACCCUGGGCCUCCAGCGCAUCUUCUACCUGAAGUUGGAAGACUUGGUGUCUCCACCUUCCAUCAUCGACAAGCUCUUCCUGGAUACCCUGCCUUUCUGAACAGGAGCAGCCUGAGCAGGGAGCUGCCUCAUCCGCUAGCAGCCGCUUGCUAAGCAGCGGAGGGAUGGGUCUGGACACCUACCAUUUUCUGUCCUUCCUUAAGAGAAAAAGCAAGCUCCUGUAGAAAUGAAAGACUUUUUUUUUUUUUUU
Messenger RNA from Globicephala melas (long-finned pilot whale), 2671 nucleotides. RefSeq names its product nuclear receptor subfamily 4 group A member 3 (gene NR4A3). Gene Ontology annotation, biological process: regulation of transcription by RNA polymerase II; cellular response to corticotropin-releasing hormone stimulus. NCBI's taxonomy places the organism in Eukaryota, Metazoa, Chordata, Mammalia, Artiodactyla, Delphinidae. Gene Ontology annotation, cellular component: nucleus; transcription regulator complex. The record is from RefSeq and is a predicted model, not a curated record. Gene Ontology annotation, molecular function: nuclear receptor activity; RNA polymerase II cis-regulatory region sequence-specific DNA binding; nuclear glucocorticoid receptor binding.